This is a messenger RNA of Macadamia integrifolia, 892 nucleotides long. RefSeq names its product membrane protein PM19L-like. The record is from RefSeq and is a predicted model, not a curated record. The transcript has 4 exons. Lineage: Eukaryota; Viridiplantae; Streptophyta; Magnoliopsida; Proteales; Proteaceae. Bases 143 to 637 code for a protein of 164 amino acids.
CAUUUCUUUAAACUGAAGUCACUCAUUCGUCCCUAUAGCAAAGAAUAUGGGUAAGGAUCUCUUCUUCAUAUUUAUAUGUCUCAACCUUGGACUUGCAGAGUUCAGGAAGGUUUAGGAAUUGCAGAGAUCUCUGGUUUAAGCCAUGGCUUCCGGAGCAACCAAAUCACUAGCAUUCAUCCUCUUAGUUCUUAAUCUUGUGCUCUAUGGUGUUGUCACCUUCAUCGCCGGUUGGGCUGUCAAUUACGGCAUCGAACGUUCAGCUCAAACAGCAUCUGCUUUGACGAUGCCUGCACAUAUAUUUCCAAUAUAUUAUCCAAUCGGUAAUAUGGCAACUGGUUUCUUCGUGAUCUUUGCACUGAUUGCUGGACUUGUGGGUGUUGCAACUUCACUUUCUGGGAUCAGUAAUAUCCUCCAAUGGAAUGUUCCUAACUUGCUAUCAGCUGCAACUUAUUCUACCACUACAUGGUUGCUCACCAUUCUAGCCAUGGGAUUAGCAUGCAAAGAGAUUAAUAUAGGCUUCAGGGAUUCAAACUUGCGGACUCUGGAAGUGUUGACCAUCAUUUUAAGUGCCACUCAACUGUUCUGCAUGGCUGCAAUCCAUUUCGGAGCAGCAGAUGUUAUCAGUCGACGGAGAUAGGUGUGCUGCGAGUUUGAACUUGCAAUGGAAUAGCAUGGCCUGAAUGAGUUAACACACCCAUUCAUUAAACUUUUCUUCGUUUUUGUAUGUUUUCUUUCCUUGCAUAUAUGUUUAUGAAAAUCAAGGUGUUAACUAUCGGUAUCGCAUCAUAUCUUAAAGUUGAUUUUUAGAGACAUUUAUGUAUCAGAAUGACUGUUUGAUAGUUGAUACAUAUGGAUACACUUAUGAUACAUUCUAAACUAAUGUUUUCAAGUA